This is a messenger RNA of Ooceraea biroi (clonal raider ant), 2122 nucleotides long. RefSeq names its product NPC intracellular cholesterol transporter 2 homolog a. Gene Ontology annotation, biological process: intracellular cholesterol transport. The record is from RefSeq and is a predicted model, not a curated record. Gene Ontology annotation, molecular function: sterol binding. NCBI's taxonomy places the organism in Eukaryota, Metazoa, Arthropoda, Insecta, Hymenoptera, Formicidae.
UGGAAAAAAAUAAGUAUUAGAAAGUGAUGGCGAAUAUUUCGAAGUGUAGUGUUAGUAGUACGAGAAGACAUAAAUAUAUAAGAUAAUGAAGGGGUAAAGGGUUGGGCCUGGUAAAAAGCAGCGAAAAAAAACAACAGAAGAACGAUUGCGGAUGAACCUCUACUAUGAGCGGUUAAGUUCAUACUUUGAAGUUAAGGCCCUUGCGCAAUACAGGGGAUAGGCGAAAUUCGGAAAUUUUGUCGCUAUUGCCUGUUUCGUUUUCCAUUCUGCAUUGGCAUAUGCAUUUUCUAGUGUUGAAAUUCUCUAUUUCUAUUGCUGUGGUAUCGCUAUCGCUAUCGCCCAUUGUGCAAGGGCCUUUACUUUAGGCUCGUCUUAAGUUUAGUCUUAAUAAAGCUUUCUGAGAUUGACUGAUAUAUUAAAUUUGAAUAUAUAAGAUCGGAUUAUACAGAUAUUACAGAUAUUACAGAUAAAACAUACAUUACAUACAGAUAAAAAACUGAUAGCCAAUUCAAUAGAUUGAAACUAUGCGGUAUUAUAUACUAUUCCAUAAGAGAGACGCAUAUAAUAAGUUACUAAAUAAUAGAAAUAAAAUCAAGUAUAGUCAAUUGUUCAAAAACAGAAUUACAUCUGUAAAUGAUAUUUCGCAUUUUUUCAGAGCUGUUUGGUUCAGCUGAAUCGGUACCUUGACGACAAGAGCAGAUGAAAAGCGUUUCCGCCUGAGGGUGCUUGUGCAGCGCUCUUUUGCUCUUUUCAAUAAUAGCCGCCAAUUGCCGCGUGGAAGCCGUGUGAGGAGCACGAGUCGUGUCACGAUGCAUCGAGUUACGCUUGCAUUUUUAUGCGUUCUAUGUUGUUCCGCAUCCUGCCUCGCCUUCACGUUCGCAGAUUGCGGUAAGUAGGUGUAUUAACUAAAGAGCUUUUUUAAUCUUAUCUCUGAGAAUAGUUACUGAAUUUAGAAAAUUGUCUCCUAGAGUAAUUUCAUAGAGUUUUAAAAUCUGACCGAACAAAAAAAGGUUUGGAGAUCUUGUCGUAAUAAAGUCAUGCGCACUUAAGGAAGGAAUUGUACGAAUUGAAGGAAAUUAAAAAUGUGAAUGUAACACGCAAUUGUUUUUAUUUUGAUUAUUAUUUGCUACCAAGAAAGCAAAUCUCUCGUUAUAAGGUUACAAAAUUUUUAUUUAUUGAAUUUGUGAUAUUGCGAUUUAUUUUUGUGUCAUGACGUUGCAUCUUAUUUCCUUUAAUUUGUUCAAUUCCGAUUAUGUACUAUCAAUAUCAAUGUUAUUCGUGUAUUAUCGUUCAAGAUAACAAUAUAACAAAGGAUGACAAAGUUCGAUGUACGUUGGUUUCGAUACUGAGAAUUGCUAAUCUAUUCAAAGAAAGUUUUAUUCAAUUUUCUCACUGGCAAUGUUUUUGGAUUUUUAUAAAAUUUUUGCGAAAAAUUAUCAUGCAAAGUAUUUUAUUUUGUUGAAUCUGGUACGAUUUCCAUUCGGUUUUUUAGGUUCAACGUUGGGCAAAUUCACGGAAGUGUCGGUCUCAGGAUGUCAAACAUCGGAUGAAAAAUGUGCUUUAGUGCGCGGCACUAAUGCAUCCAUUUCUAUCGCGUUCACGCCGAGUAAGCACAAGAGACAGCACGUUUCAUGCUUGUUUAUAUAUAUAAAUUCAAUAUUAUUAUUAUUAAUAGUAUUAAUGAUGCAUUUUUUUACAGAUACCGACAUCACGCAAGUGAACGCACGUGUGUACGGCGUGUUGAUCGACAUUCCUGUACCUUUUCCAUUAGAUAAGCCCGACGCGUGUAAGGAUCCUGAUGAUGGAAUCAGCUGUCCUUUGCAUAAGAAUCAGGAGUAUCAUUACAGAACUAGCAUAUUUGUCCAGAACAAAUUCCCCAAGGUAAGCGUGGAUAUCAAGUGGGAGCUCGUGAACGAAAAGAAUGAGAAUAUAGUGUGCAUAGAGUUUCCAGCGAAAAUUAAGUAACACGAAACACAACUGCUUCAACAAUUGAACGAUAAGAGAUAAUCGUAUUAAAAACAGCAUUUUAAUUUCAACCUUUGGAUAAAACAAUACUCGAAGAAACCUUUGUUACAUUGUUAGAGUAUUAAAAGGAAAAUAAACAGCGACAAAGCGAAAAGGA